Acinonyx jubatus (cheetah) is the source of this 14213-nucleotide messenger RNA. It is a transcript of the gene CLOCK, whose product is annotated as clock circadian regulator. The transcript has 22 exons. Gene Ontology annotation, cellular component: CLOCK-BMAL transcription complex; nucleus; cytoplasm. Gene Ontology annotation, molecular function: protein dimerization activity; E-box binding; DNA-binding transcription factor activity, RNA polymerase II-specific. The coding region runs from base 4163 to 6694 and encodes 843 amino acids. NCBI's taxonomy places the organism in Eukaryota, Metazoa, Chordata, Mammalia, Carnivora, Felidae. Gene Ontology annotation, biological process: circadian regulation of gene expression; regulation of transcription by RNA polymerase II. The record is from RefSeq and is a predicted model, not a curated record.
GAAAAGGGGGUCCCCCCCUUUUUUUUCCUUUUUUCUCUCUCAAGCCUGCCCUGAGACUGUUUCUACUCAGUAAAUUGCACUGCCAUGGUGGCACAAACACUUAAAACUCUGAGAGAAAAUAAUUUCUCUGGCCAGAGGAGUUGGGAAAGAGACUUCUGGAAACGAGCAUGCUGGGGAAAUCUCAGGGAGAAGAGAACUGAGAGGAGAUUUCCUAAUUGUGAGUGUGAACCCAUAAACAUCCCACCUCACUCAUGAGCUACACAUGCACAGAACAGACCCAAAGAAAGACAGCAAAGACUUAGAGAACUGAACUGUGAUAUAAACCUCCGUUCAGAUCCAGACUUGCCUCUGAGUGAUGCUUGCAGAGGAUAAACCCAAGUAACAUAGUAAAAAUAAAGGCUUUAAAAACUGAACUGACAUUCGAACUGCCACCCACAGAAGCAAUUUCAGAACUUGCAGUUUAAACUUACAUAAAUUGAGUUAUCCAGAAGAGGUUAAUAGAAUCUUGAGUUUCAUAACCUAGUAUCUAAGAUAUAAGUUAUAUCUAAGAUAUUAUCCAAAAUUACUUGACAUACAAAGAAACUGGGCAAUCUGAUCACUUUUUAAGGGAAAAGACAAUAAACAUGCCAAACCUGAGAUGAGCCAGAUGAUGGAAUUAUUGUAACGGUUGCUUUAAAGUCUUUUUCUAUCUGUACUCCUUGAGGUAAAAGUGAACACUCUUGAAAUGAAUGGAAGCAUCGUUCUCCUCUGAAAACCAGAAACCAUGUAAAGGAAUCAAAUGGAAAUUUCAGAACUGAAAAAUACAAUAUAUGAAGUACGAAUUUACUGGCUCAAUAGCAGACAUAAAGAUAAAUCCAUAGAAAUCUCACAUCCUCUGUCUUCUGUAUCAAGGGUGUGUCUCUGUUCUAUAAUACUUGUCAAGGCCAAGUUGCACCUUAUGAAACCUGGUCAUAGGCCUUCUGGCUGUGAUUCAUACGUCCUCUCUUAUCCUUAAUUACUCCUGCUUGCAUUCUACAAAGAUGUGUCUGCAGUGUGAGCCCCGUCUCCCUUGCUACUCCAUAGAUUCAGAUAGGGUCUCGGCCUACCAUUUUUUAAGACCUUCUCAUUUCAGGGGAGGAUCCAGCAACUAGUUUAAAUCAGUUUAAGCAAGUUUAAAAAACAGUAAUAGUCAACUAAGAGACCCAUGUAUAUUUAUUUCAAAGCUUUGAAAGUAAAUAGGGAUAGAGAGAUAAGUAGAAAUGGAUAGCAAAUAUGAUUCAUACUGAAAAAUCUUACAAUGUAAAAAGAGUAAGUUUAUCUUGAAAUGUAGGUAUAAUGAUUAUUUUAGUGAAGAAGAAAUACCGUAUGGUAAUUUUCUGAAUAAUUUGUGGUUCAGGAUGCAUCUAAAGAUAUUUGAACUAGUUUUCAGAUGGUUGGGAACUUGCUUGGCCUACUUGGCUGCACAAAAGCAACCUGGCAGUUUACUCGAGUUUUAAUAGGUCAAAACAACUGCCUGUUUUAUAAAGUGAUUAUCCUGCAAAAAGUUAGAGGAAUACUUGUGGCUUUAAAAAUUGGUAUCUUUUUAGUGGCAUUUUACGUGGUUCUGGUGGCCAUAUAAUAUGUCAAAGCAUUAUCAUAUUUGUAUAUAUUGGUUUUAAGUUUUUAAAUAUCUCAUGAGCUGGUAUUUUCAUAAUAUUACUUAAUCAAAUUUCCUGGGGCGCCUGGGUGGCUCAGUUGGUUAAGUGUCUGACUUUGGCUCAGCUCAUGAUCUCACGGUUUGUAAGUUCGAGCCCCGUAUGGGGCUCUGUGCUGACAGCUCAGAUCCUGGAGCCUGGUUCAGAUUCUACGUUUCCCUCUCUCUCUCUGCCCCUCCUCUGCUCAUGCUCGCUUACUUGCUUUCUCUCUUUCCCUCAAAAGUGAAUAAACAUUAAAACAAAAUUUAAAAAAAAUCAAAUUUCCUAACAGGUUCCUGGAGAUUUUUAGCACUAAUGAAAUUCUAUACUUCCUCUAGGUUGAUAAAAUUUAUGCAUUCAUUUCCUCUCUCCCUUUCCCCUCCCCCUCCUCCUCCCUCUCUCUCCUGCUUCCUCUCCCUCUACCCUCAGAUCCAACUCAGAAAUUUUCAUACACUUAUCUUUUUAAAAUAGGCCAAUCCACAAAGGCUGGGAUUUAAUUAAUCUUCUUUGGACACCUGUUUGACACUUAUAAAUUAUGCUUUUUUUAAUAUAUGGUAUAGCACAUUAAAUAGUUGUCCAAAAGGGAAAAGUAUGCUUUCAUGUUCAUUUGGACAUUACCUUUUGCCAUUCAGAAAACCAGACAUAGAACCUGUUGCUGCCAUAUAGCAAUAAAGUUAGACUUGAAAGUUGCAGUUGAACUCCUGGAGCAGGAAUUAUCAUCCACAUUAUUUUUUAGUUCCCUUGAGGAAACCUGAAGGGAAAAGAUAGCUACUUUAAUAAUAUAAUACAAAAACAAAGAAAAAGUUCCAAACUUCCUGACAUGGUUGUGUAGUCUUGUACCUGUUGUUCUUUAAUGUCUUAUCUUCCCCAAAGAUACUUAAUUUUGUUUUCACCAAAGAGAGACUUCUUGGGUCAUGAAAUGUGGUAGGCAGAAUAACGGUUCUUCAAAGAUGUCCAUGUCCUGAUUCCCAGAACCUGUGACUAUGUUAGGUUAAUGUGACAAAGAGAAAUUACAGUUGGAAAGAUUAUCUUGUAUUAUCUGGGUGGGCCCAAUGUCAUCAAUCACAAGGGUAUUUAUAAGGGUGGGAAAGGGAGGCAAAAGAAAUGGCAGCAGAAGAAGAACAUGGCCUGCUGCUGGCUUUGAAGAUUGAGGUGGGGAGCCUUGAGCCAAGGAAUAUGAGCAGCCUUGAGAAGGUUGAAAAGGCAAGGAAACAGAUUUUUCGCUAAAGUUUCCAGAAAGGAACACAGUCCUACUCACACUUCGAGUUUAGCAUAGUGAGACCUGUAUUAGGCUCAGAUCUCUAGAACUGGGAGAGAGUAUAUUUAUGUUUUUUCAUUCCAUUAAGUUUGUGGUAAUGUGCUCUAGAAGCCAUAGGAAACUAACACAUAGCACAUCUAUUUAGUUUUUCACUAACAGCAUGAAUUUUACAUAUUGAUUAAUUGAAUCCUGAUGUGAAUGACAAUGUGAUUUCCUAUGAAUGUGAAUUCUAGUUUAUUAAGUCAUUCGUGUUGAUAAUAUGUUGGACGUUGAUGAAUGGACUUUUGUGUACCUGGGAGUCUUUGUUUGCUACCUCAUAGGAAUGGCAAGAAGUUCAUUGUGGCUAGAGAACAGGGAGUGUGUGUACAGUGAGGGUGGAAUGGGAGGAUGAGGCCAGAGAAAUAGAAUGAAGCUGAAAAGGAAAAGUGACCUUCAGAAGCCUUGGUUUCUCCUUCACAUGUCCUUUAAUAUUUGUAUUGUUUGUGCCUGUAGAAGUAAAUGCUGUUAAGUUGGAAUUACAAAAAGUUUUAUCAGCAUGACUUGGGCUAUAUAGAGUUGUGAGCAAUCAUUGCAUUUCACCACAGAAUGGCUCAUGGAGUGGCUUAUUCAUAUUAUAAGUGCACGAAGGAUUUAAUGGCAAAAAGGAAGGCAUGGUGUUUAGACAACACUUGAAAAAGAAUUAAGCAUUUCUGUCUCUCAGAUAUUCCCUGACCAUCUCAGAUAAACUUGCUUUUCUCCUUUCUGCCUUUUCUGGGAUGAGAAACUGUGAGAGCCCAGCAAAGAUUAGGAGGCUAGGACAAGUUGGGGAAAAAAAGACAUAGGCACAAAUAAAUUAAAGCUAUACUGCCUAUUUUAAAAAAUGUGUUUUUUGUGGUUUUGAAUCAGGCGGGUCACGUGCUAUCUCAGUUUGUGUGAGCUAUAUAGAAGGAUCAGGUGUUUGGAAUUGAGAAUAUGGAGAGGCAUGUGAUUGUUUCCAAUGGUGAGUUCUAGAAUAAUUCCAGGGAAUGAGUGGGAGGUAGGAUGGUGCACAGGAUUGUUGGAAGAGAGGAAGUAAAGGCCAAGAUGUUGGGCGGAUAGUUGUUACAGAUAUUAAAAUGCAAAAACAAUGACAGAAGAGAAUUCUGAGACUGAUGGUCAGCCAUAUAGAAGAAUACAUUGAACCUAUAGUUUUCUGAAGAAGCAAUUUAAAAGAUCCAAAAAACACAAAAGGAGAAGUACAAAUGUCUACCACAAGACGAAAACGUAAUAUGUUAUGUUGUUUACCGUAAGCUGUAGUAAAAUGAGCUCGAUUGUCGACAGAGAAGAUGGUAGUAUAUUUGAUGGGUUGGUGGAAGAAGAUGACAAGGACAAAGCAAAAAGAGUAUCUAGAAACAAAUCUGAAAAGAAACGUAGAGAUCAAUUUAAUGUUCUCAUUAAAGAACUGGGAUCCAUGCUUCCUGGUAAUGCUAGGAAGAUGGACAAAUCUACUGUUCUGCAGAAGAGCAUUGAUUUUUUACGAAAACAUAAAGAAAUCACUGCACAGUCAGAUGCCAGUGAAAUUCGACAGGACUGGAAACCUACAUUCCUUAGUAAUGAAGAAUUUACACAAUUAAUGUUAGAGGCUCUUGAUGGUUUUUUUUUAGCAAUCAUGACAGAUGGAAGCAUAAUAUAUGUGUCUGAGAGUAUAACUUCAUUACUUGAACAUUUACCAUCUGAUCUUGUGGAUCAAAGUAUAUUUAAUUUUAUCCCAGAAGGGGAACAUUCAGAGGUUUAUAAAAUACUCUCUACUCAUCUGCUGGAAAGUGAUUCAUUAACCCCUGAAUAUUUAAAAUCAAAAAAUCAGUUAGAAUUCUGUUGUCAUAUGCUUCGAGGAACAAUAGACCCAAAAGAGCCAUCUACCUAUGAAUAUGUGAAAUUUAUAGGAAAUUUCAAAUCUUUAAACAGUGUAUCGACUUCACACAAUGGUUUUGAAGGAACUAUACAACGCACACACAGGCCUUCUUAUGAUGAUAGAGUUUGUUUUGUAGCCACUGUCAGAUUAGCUACACCUCAGUUCAUCAAGGAAAUGUGCACUGUUGAAGAACCUAAUGAAGAGUUUACAUCCAGACAUAGUUUAGAAUGGAAGUUCCUAUUUCUAGAUCACAGGGCACCACCUAUAAUAGGAUAUUUGCCAUUUGAAGUUCUGGGAACAUCAGGCUAUGAUUACUAUCAUGUGGAUGACCUAGAAAACUUGGCAAAAUGCCAUGAGCACUUAAUGCAGUACGGGAAAGGCAAAUCAUGUUAUUAUAGAUUCCUCACCAAGGGACAACAGUGGAUUUGGCUUCAGACUCAUUAUUAUAUCACUUAUCAUCAGUGGAAUUCUAGGCCAGAAUUUAUUGUUUGUACUCACACCGUAGUAAGUUAUGCAGAAGUUAGGGCUGAAAGACGACGAGAACUUGGCAUUGAAGAGUCUCUUCCUGAGACAGCUGCUGACAAAAGCCAAGAUUCUGGGUCUGAUAAUCGUAUAAACACAGUCAGUCUCAAAGAAGCCUUGGAAAGGUUUGAUCACAGCCCAACUCCUUCUGCUUCCUCCCGGAGUUCAAGAAAAUCAUCUCACACAGCAGUCUCAGACCCUUCCUCAACACCAACAAAGAUCCCAACAGAUACUAGCACUCCUCCCAGACCGCAUUUACCAGCUCAUGAAAAGAUGGCACCAAGGAGGUCAUCAUUUAGUAGUCAGUCCAUAAAUUCCCAGUCUGUUGGUCAGUCAUUAACACAACCAGUGAUGUCUCAAGCUGCAAAUUUAACAAUUCCACAAGGCAUGUCCCAGUUUCAGUUUUCAGCUCAGUUAGGAGCCAUGCAGCAUCUAAAAGACCAAUUAGAGCAACGGACACGGAUGAUAGAGGCAAACAUUCAUCGGCAACAAGAAGAACUAAGAAAAAUUCAAGAACAACUUCAAAUGGUCCAUGGUCAAGGGCUGCAGAUGUUUUUGCAGCAGUCAACCCCUGGUUUGAAUUUUGGUUCUGUUCAACUUUCUUCUGGAAAUUCAUCUAACAUCCAGCAACUUGCACCUAUAAGUAUGCAGGGCCAGGUCGUUCAAACCAACCAAAUUCAGAGUGGAAUGAAUACUGGACACAUUGGCACAACUCAGCAUAUGAUACAACAGCAGACUUUACAAAGUACAUCAAGUCAGCAGAGUCAACAAAAUGUACUGAGUGGGCACAGUCAACAAACCUCGCUUCCUAGUCAGACACAGAGCACACUCACCACUCCGCUGUAUAACACUAUGGUGAUCUCACAGCCGGCAGCCGGAAGCAUGGUCCAGAUUCCAUCUAGCAUGCCACAGAACAGUACCCAGAGCACUGCUGUAACUACAUUCACUCAGGACAGACAGAUCAGAUUUUCUCAAGGUCAGCAGCUUGUGACCAAAUUAGUAACUGCUCCUGUAGCUUGUGGGGCGGUCAUGGUACCCAGCACAAUGCUCAUGGGGCAGGUGGUGACUGCCUACCCUACGUUUGCUACCCAGCAGCAGCAGCCACAGGCACUGCCAGCCACACAGCAGCAGAACUCCCAGGAACAGCCGCUUGCUUCAGUUCAGCAACCUUCUCAGGCUCCGCUGACCCAACCACCACAGCAGUUUUUACAGACUUCAAGGUUGCUCCACGGGAAUCCUUCGACUCAGCUUAUCCUCUCUGCUGCAUUUCCACUACAACAGAGCACUUUCCCUCAGUCACAUCACCAGCAGCACCAGUCUCAGCAACAGCAGCAACUGAAUCGGCACAGGACUGACAGUUUGACCGAUCCUUCCAAGGUUCAACCACAGUAGCACACAUCCCUCCUCUCUGAUCUCAGGAGGAAGGGGUUGUCCUUAAGAGUUGCUCAGAUGAUCUGAGACUAGGAGGAGAAGGUCCAGCAGUUUCACAAGAUGCAGUAUUGAGUGUUCUAGUUUCUGGACUUAGUUAGCAGGGAAAGUGCUGCCUAGUGCUACAGAUGUACAUUAAAUACCAGCCAGCAGGAGAUGAUCAUGGGGCCAUAGCCAAUUCUGACAGUGUUUUACUCGCCCAGCUAUUUUUCAAAUGGAAAGAUAGAUUGCCAAAUGUUAAGCUCAGCUAUGAAACAUGACCUCCGGUCAAUCAGAAAGGCACUAACAAUGUUAGUAACUUUUAGUGGUUCUGUGCCUGUUUUCAAGUGUUACAGAGGACACGCCACUGUCAUGUCAGGGGUUUGCGUACAACGAUGCCAUGAAGAUAGUCCGGUAGACCCAGUAGACCCCGUCCCCAUCCCCUCUCCCUUUUCAGAUAAUGAUUGAAUAGUAAUUUCAGAAUGUCGUGUGGUUCAAAUGCUCUAUGUACAGAUACUGUAAAAAUAUUAUGUAUAUGUCUGGAUAAAAGGAGAGAAAGCAAAACAUUUUGUAAGCUGCAUGAAAGCAUUAUCUCCUCUUAGGUAUGAGUAUAUUUCCUUAGAUUCUGACGCCAUGUGCAAACUAGUACAUCCUCUGUUUCCCCUCUUGUUUACAACACGGUAGUGUUCUCACUUUUCCGGGGCACAAGGCUUUUUGUUCAUACUUUGGCUGUGAUGUCACAGUUUGUUCAGUGAGGUAUGAUGUGCUGCUGGGAAUGGAUAUUUUUUUCUAGGUUAAAUUAUUGAGACAACAGGAUUUUCAAGUUACUCAGAAAUAUCCUUUAUUUCAUUAUUUUUCAUUUAUGUUUGAAAAUAGGAUUUGCACUGCUUUAUUUUAGAUGGUUGGAAGUUUUGGUCACAUAUUUUGAUAUAUAGUUCAUAGUUGGAAAUAGUUGUGUAAAUGGUUUUCAAUAAGCCUGAAAGUAAUUUCAAGAAUGUUUCAGUUAUAGGAGUAAAAUUUGCACACAAAAGAUUUUAGGCACUUUUUAACAUUCUCACUGGUGGGAAUUUUAACUUUUAGGAUUUGUUGGAAUCUUUUUAUUAUCCUUCACAAUUUCAAUGCUUCUUUUAGUCAGAAAUGAUUCAGGGUUAUUUGAGGGGAAAAAAAAACCCAUAGUGCCUUGAUUUUGAUUCAGGUGAUAACUCACCAUCUUGAAUUCAUUGUCUGGUUUCAGUAGCAGUUUUGAAACCUUAGUACAUUUUUAACAGCAUGUGGGUGUCAGUGCCAUUAUGAUUCUCCUAAGUUUCCACGAAGACUGCUUUGAGUCUCUUGGACUGGAGGUACAAGUAACUUAGAAAUAAAUACAAGGUGACAUCCUGACACUAUCAGAGUCAUUGAUGUGAUCACAAAAUUGUUUCCUAAAUCAGCAUCUUCCUUUAAAGCUGAACAGUUAAGAAUUACCUGUCAAUGUUUUCUAUAUAUGAUCUUGAUAUUCCUACAAAGAAAAAAGAAGGGGUAAGAAUUGGCUUUGCCUUUACUAUAACACUAGAAUAUUGUAACUCACAUGCUUUCUAAACGUGAACUAAGAUUUCAUUUGGCAAUAUUAGAUUCUAAAGGUAAUAAAUUCCAACAGAAAUUACAUACAUAAAAAGAUCAUCUUAGAGCUUUUAUGGUACUAAUAAUUAAAUUGACAACCACAGAGCAAAGGAAAAUUAAUGGAAAUACCUUAUUAAAAUAUCAAAAAUUAUUACUGAAGGGAGGAUAGCAAGCUGUAGUUAACUCAAAAUUGACCUUAAAAGGAAAUGUGUAACAGAACUGAAAAAGGUUUUGAGCAAUGAAAAUAUUGUACUAUAGAAUUGCUCGACAAAGGAGUCAGAGGAAUUUCUAAGACCGUUCUUAUGACUUUUCUGUCCUUCACUUUGCUAUCAUCCCAAAAGGAUAGACUUUGUCUUUCUACAGACAACUCUACCUGGCCACACAUCUAUUAGAGAGUUCAUAUUGAAGAAGAAAAUAACCAAAGAAAGUUGGUACCUAGCCUUCUACAAAAGAAGUGUCACUGGAUACCAAUCAAUAAUGAACAUAUCAAGAAGCUCCUCUUCUAGCUAAAUGAUCUGGAUGAAGAGAUUUCUGACUUCCUCAUGAAUGUCAAGAAUAGCUGUCAGAAUAUGUAUGUAACUUGAGCGUAGGUACACAUAGGUGAAAUUGAUGUAGAAUAUGGCAACAGUAUUAGUUUUCUCCCCUUUCAGAUUGCCUUUCUCAACCUUACCAUGCCAUUCCAUAUAUCUGAGUUGUGCCUCAUUUAUUUAUUGGCAAUAUUUAGUGGUAUGGAUAACAAAAGAUAUGAAGAACUAUAAUAUUUAUUAAGAUUUAUCCUCUAAAUACCGUACUUAAAGGGAAAGAUGGUGAACGGUGAGUACUGUGUACUUAGGUCUUCAAAGGCAAAGCAGAAGACAAGCCACAAGGUAAAUCUGUAGACUGUUCACAUUCUCCUCUACCAGUCCCUUCAAGUAUUUUCCAUCCUCAUAGAUAUUUGGGAAGGAAAAUUAGACAAAAUGAUGUUUUGUAAUUCCUGUUGUUCCUCACAGCCCAUUUUUGCCCUGCUUAGAAUUGAUUGAAUUUAAAGGGACAGCUAGCUGUUUUCCCUUGGCUGUCAAUAUAUAGUGUUGUCGAAGAGCUAGUAAGCGCCAACUGCCUCAGCUCCUCUGUGUCCCGUUCCACCCCCCCCACCCCCCUCCCCCCCGCCCAGCCCCCGGUUUUUCUUGAACUUGGGUUGCAGAGCUGCCCCUGCCCCUCCCCCAUAAUUGAGACUUGAGCAUUCUGAUGAAGACUGGGCAGUUGCCUGAUCUUCGUUCCUGUAGCCAAAGUUGUUCAUUAAAAUCCCAAAUCUACGUAAUGAAAAAAUACCAAAUACAGACACCUUUCAGCUACUUAAAAGUCACCAUCUUCCCUCCGCUGUACUCUUACAGCGAUUCAUUUUUUCUUACAAAACAUUUUAUUCUGGGUGGCACUUUUUAAGUGACAAAGUAUUGAAGAUCUGGAAAAACGUGAGCUGCUCUGCAGUCGCCCUGCUCUGCACUGUGGUGGCCCCCGGUGCCAGUGCUGUUAAACCCUUCAGGCGAGGCUGCGGGGGUCAGUCACGUUGCUGCUAAGAGUGGUGUCAGACCAGAACCCAGAUGCUCAAAAGUACUCUGAUUUUUGAGCUGGAAUAUAUUGGAGGAAAAGCAAAUAUGAGGAAUGGGGAUGGCAAUAGGUAAAUACUACUGUUCAGUCUCCAAACUCUGUCCUAAGCUGAGGGGGUAAUUCGAGUCCCAUGCUCCGCUUUGUUACUUACAUCUGGUUUAGGAAUGUACUAGUAAUAAAGGAUGCCAGUGACUUUGAAUAGGUGGUUACAGAAUACUUAGUGCAGAAGAGUGAAAAUGUUAUUUGCAUUCUUCAGAAGUGCUAAGAGUCUUUGGUCAUUGCCUUAAAGCGGUCUGCUUGCAGUUAGUUAAGGGCACUGAAGCAGUGCAGCUCCAUGCAGGGCAUUGCAGUGAAGGGAGAUGAACCUUUGUUCAAGAGGCCUUAGAAAGGGGCCCCUCGAAAUAGUACUCUUUCUCCGGCUCCACAGUGGUGAAAAUUAUUUUCAACUGGAUAUUAUUCAACUUGAUUUCUAAUGUUUCCACUACAGUGAGGUAAACCUUUUCCUUUUUUUAAAGUGGAAUGCAAAUAGCAUUUUACUUUGGUAUUGCUCGUUUCUCCUUUUUUUCUUUUUCUCUAUUUCUUUGGUGAUUGAGUUUGUUGAUGAUGGACAUUUGUGGAAAACUCAUUCAAGUCUAUAACCUUUCCAAUAUCUGUGAUCCUAUUCCUAGUCCCUUGGGAGUCAGUGUUGGAAGGUAUAAACACUGGAUAUUACUAUUGCUGAGUGAGUCUAGCCAGGAGUGAGCAGAUUGGAAUUUUCAAAUGGUGGAAAAGGAACAGCACAAAGGCACUUGCCAUUUUAAUUAGCAAUUGGAGAGAGAGACCCUUUUAAGUUUGUUUGGGUUGGGUGAGCAUUCCUCUAAAAGGAGCUUCUGAAAUAAAUGCAAAGGAAAAGAGUCGACUAUUUUUAUAGCAUAUUUAAUAUAUUUGUAUAUAACUAUGAAUAUGGUAGGAACCCUCCACAUGCCUCCACUUUUCUAAUUUACUCCCCCUUUUGCCAUAGCACUAGUAUAGCCUCAUCCGCAUGGGUAACGUGCCUAUUGUCAGCCUACCAAAAGAUAGCGCUGCUGCUUUCUGAGACAGGUGAGACCACCCAACUCUCAUGCCUGGGGAUCCUUUCUGUAGGAAUAGCACACACUUCGAAAACAACAUAACCACAGUCUGAAAGCAUCAUUUUGAAAUGUAACAAGCACUUUAUUGCAACUAUUCAUUUUGAUAAAGUUUAUUAUCUUAAGCAUUACCAUUUCUAAAGGAUCCCCAAAUCAUCACUUAGGUGAAAUUUUAAAAUGAUACAUUUCUGAGAAAUGUUUAGAUCCAGUGAACCGUAGCAGGUUUCUGGGAGUGAUUUCAAGGUAGCCAAAUGAACUUUGACUUUGGUUCUGAAUGUGGCGGAGUCAAGAGAUUGUAGAUGGCUAGUUCCGUUUCGACACUAUUGUAAACCUGUCUUGCCUAUCAUGUAGACACCAAAAGAGACCAAUGAGCCUGUUUAUUUUCAGAGGCCUAGGACAGUUGCAUCAGUGUGAAUAGAUGUAUAGAACUAACCUAAAAGUGACUGGUAGUAAUAUUUUAGAAUAUGAUAAUUUCAAGAAUUCUUCUGGGUGUUUUAAAUGUGCUCUGAAAUGUUGGCAUGUCAUUUCAGCGUUUCCAUUUGAAUUGCUCUUAUAAUCUCUUUUGCACAAAAAGGACUGAGAAAAAGACAACUUCAGUUGAAGAAAAGUAUAAUUUGGUCUUAUUUUAAAUAUGUCUCCUGUGGAAACACAGGGGAUGAAUUUUGUUGGUAUAGUUAGUUAUUAAUUCAGGAUAUUUAAAACAGUAUUGAACAGCUCACAAGAAAUUCAGCAAAUGUGGACAUUUAAAAAUUAAAACUUUGUUUCCAUGUGACUGUUUUGCAUAUUUUCCCCCUUGUCAUAAUUUAACACUACAUUCCUUGUUUUUCUUAAAUAAAAUAAUACUUUGCAGGUUCUGCUUUGAGUAUUUAACAAUAUUUUUGUAAGCUGCCUGGGUCUUCCUAGGGAAACGUUUAGUGAAGUAGGACAUAGUUUAUGAAGAGACUGUUGAAGUGGAAUCCCAUCACCACCACCAGCAAACACUGAGGUGCUGCAUUCAGUGACAAUCAAAAUAGUGAGUAUUUAUGGAAGAAUUUAGAACGUGAUUUUAAAGAGGCAAUUGCUUUGAAAGCAGUUCUCUGGGUUUGUUGAAUGAAAAUGGCUAAAUGUAUUUAUUUAUAUUUUUAAAUAUCUGUGUUGUUUUCUCAUCAGAGUGAUUUCACAGUGUCAUGUAUUUAAUUUGUGGUUUGUUUUGUUCUGCUUCGUAAUCUUCUACUUAAAAGAACUGGCUCCUCUAUCUGGGGGCGCAGUCUCCAGCCCUCACCAGGACUGUCCCUGGGCCAAUCCAAAUCUGUUUUACUUCAGGACGGCAGUGGAGGGCCCAAAGCCGGAUGCCCUGGCACUUCCCUCCUGUUCUCAACUCAUUUAAGAAAAAAUAAAGGUAACUCCUUCCAAAUCUGCUUUGUAUAGCUCCAACCUUUUUUCUAGUUUCACUUGCUGCCUUUUCUAUUUUAUGGGUACUUUUUAUAGGAUUACUUCCCCAAUGCAGCCAAAGGCCAGUAGGACAGAACCAGUGGCACACAUUGCCUCUGUUCUGCCCAUUUGGGGAAAUGUUAGUAAGAAGAUCGGCAUCUUCGAAUGGCUGUCACUAUCAUAUCCAUAGUAAAGCCCAUUUCAAGUCCUUAAAUACAGGUGGAACAACGUAUGUGCACUGUACUCUCCUACAAAAACUGUUUGCUGUCUUUAGGGUACUGUUGCUUGGCUCUACAAAAACAAGGCCUUCAUACACAGUACUAGCCACUCAAGUAGUGUUGGGACAUUUGAAGCCUACAAGUUGGAGGAUACUUCUUAGCUAGUAUACAUCGGAACAGAAUUCUCCAUUCUAGGGCUCUCCGAGGAGCUCUUGAGUCCCACAGGCCUCCAGCGGCGUGUACCAUCUAGCUUUCGGGACCCCUCAGAGAAUGAUAACCAAAGCAUGUCAGCCACAAGUUGGAUUUAAUGAUGUAGAACAUGUUUAACUCUGAGGCUUAAAAUGAAAAUGUGUUUCAAAUGUAUGCUUUUAUUUCUGAGGAAACAAACUGUGACAUCGCUUAAAAAAUGACAUUCAAAUGUUUUAUGUGUGUUUUGAGUUAUUCUGUACUGGUGCAAAUUCACUGCUGGCAAUGGUUGUGCCAGUACUAAAGAGUUAGUAGAGAAAGCUCUAUUAUCCUUAGAUUGAUGUAUUAUGUACCUAGACAAUCAUCAAGCAAAACAAAGUUGGCCAGGAAAUGUCUUUUCCCCCCCCCCCCCAUGUCAGCUAGAACAGCUGUUAACUUUAGACCAUUCUAGAAUUAUUUUGGAAUCUGUUUUACUAUGGCGUAAGUUGGGGAAGGGCCUCAGUAUGGCACUUGCACAUUUACUCUAUGUAGAGAUGGAAGCCCAAAGAUGAGUCACAUUCAGUGCUGUGUUGAAACCAGUUAGUGCAAAAAAGUUUUAUCUUUGUAAAUUUUUAAUUGUUAACAUCAGUUAGUAGCUGUAAAAACAUACACGAAAUUCUUUCUAAUGUUCUGUGUGAUUCUUGGUUGUGCUACUCUUGACAUUGCUGUCCUUACUGCUUGGUUCUUGGUUUUAGAUAAAAAUUAGAUGUAGCCCAUUGUCUUAACUUCCAAAAAGGUAGAGCUAUAUGUACAUGGCUAACUGAUCUUAAGAAUACGUACUUUUCCUAAAGCAAACAUUGAAUUGAAAUCCAAACUGAUUUACAAAAACGAGAUGGACAUCUUGUAGGUAUUGUAUUCUGCCCCAAUCCUAAAUUGUACCGAAGCACAAAGGGAUAAUGAAUGGUUUCAAUGGUGCUAUCUUAGGUUCUCUGCUGAUUUUCAUGAGCUGUGUUUGGAAGUACAAUAUUACAUAAAACGUGGAUCAUUUUGUUACCAACUUACUAUUGCCAUUUUAAUUUGGUGUUACAAUUGGUUGCACUUGUUUUUCAGCACUGUCCUUUGAGAAGAGGUAACGUGUUUUAUUAGCCUACCUCCACUCAGGCCUCUUGGUGUAUGAUCAUUUCUCCAGGUUAUGAUGUGCAUAGUUUUCUAAAACUACAUGUACUAUUAUUAUAUUGCUCUUUCCCGUAGACUUUUGUAAUGUAUUCCGAACCUAAAAUCAUAACAAAAGAGCCAAGCAGUAGCAUCGGUUGGUUUUUUUUGUUUUGUUUUUCGUUUUUUUUUUUUUUUUGUAAAUGUAAAACUAAUUAGAUCCAGACUUUGUUUCCUUACUCAAUUUUAAAAAUAAAAAAUACCUCAGUGCUA